This is a messenger RNA of Chenopodium quinoa (quinoa), 1570 nucleotides long. Its product is annotated as actin-7-like. NCBI's taxonomy places the organism in Eukaryota, Viridiplantae, Streptophyta, Magnoliopsida, Caryophyllales, Amaranthaceae. The coding region runs from base 150 to 1283 and encodes 377 amino acids. The record is from RefSeq and is a predicted model, not a curated record. The transcript has 5 exons.
GAUAGCAAGUCACUCAUUCAAUCGCCUCUCUCUCAAAAUUCUCACUUUCUCUCUCUAAAUUCUCUCUCUAAUCUCUCACUUUCUCACUCUACUUUCUCUCUCCUCUCGCAGCCGCAAGCUCGCUUCGUUCUUCAAGUAUAUAAAUCGAGAUGGCUGAUGCAGAGGAGAUCCAACCCCUUGUCUGUGACAAUGGAACUGGUAUGGUCAAGGCUGGAUUUGCCGGAGAUGAUGCUCCAAGGGCCGUCUUCCCAAGUAUUGUUGGUCGUCCCAGACACACUGGUGUCAUGGUUGGUAUGGGACAGAAGGAUGCAUAUGUUGGAGACGAAGCUCAGUCCAAGAGAGGUAUUUUGACCUUGAAGUACCCAAUUGAGCACGGUAUUGUGAGCAACUGGGAUGAUAUGGAAAAGAUUUGGCAUCACACCUUCUACAAUGAACUUCGUGUUGCCCCAGAAGAACACCCAGUGUUGCUUACUGAGGCACCAUUGAACCCUAAGGCUAACAGAGAGAAGAUGACCCAGAUCAUGUUUGAGACCUUCAAUGUGCCCGCUAUGUAUGUUGCCAUCCAGGCCGUUCUAUCACUGUACGCUAGUGGUCGAACCACAGGUAUCGUGCUCGACUCUGGUGAUGGUGUGAGUCACACAGUUCCCAUUUACGAGGGUUAUGCCCUCCCCCAUGCCAUCCUCCGUUUGGAUCUUGCCGGACGUGAUCUUACCGAUUAUCUCAUGAAGAUCCUUACCGAGAGAGGUUACAUGUUCACAACAUCAGCUGAACGGGAAAUUGUCCGUGAUAUUAAGGAGAAGCUUGCAUACGUUGCUCUUGACUUUGAGCAGGAAUCAGAGACUGCCAAGAGCAGCUCUGCCAUUGAAAAGAACUACGAGCUUCCUGAUGGUCAGGUCAUUACCAUCGGAGCUGAGAGAUUCCGUUGCCCAGAGGUCCUCUUCCAGCCAUCAUUGAUCGGUAUGGAAGCUGCAGGUAUCCACGAGACUACCUACAACUCCAUCAUGAAGUGUGAUGUCGAUAUCAGGAAGGAUCUAUACGGUAACAUUGUGCUCAGUGGUGGUACAACUAUGUUCCCUGGAAUCGCUGACCGUAUGAGCAAAGAAAUCACAGCUCUUGCUCCCAGCAGCAUGAAGAUCAAGGUUGUUGCACCUCCUGAGAGGAAGUACAGUGUCUGGAUAGGAGGGUCUAUCCUUGCGUCGCUCAGCACCUUCCAACAGAUGUGGAUCUCCAAGGGAGAAUACGAUGAAUCUGGCCCAUCAAUUGUCCACCGAAAGUGCUUCUAAGAAGAUAAGUUUUGAGAUUGUAGUCCUACAUAGUCUCCUGUUGUCUCUUUGUUUUUCUUUCUGUUUGGUCAAAAAAGAAAAGAAAAAAAAAAACUUAUUAGUGUGGUGUAUGAUUUGAUUUGAUUUGGUCGAGAGAGAUGGAGAGGGUUUAGGAGCUUGUGGUUUUUUUUGGGACCUAAGCUUGGAAUUUCUAUUGUUUGUUGUAACUAUUUUUCGAGAAUUAUGGUAUGUAAUCUUUGCGGAUUGCAGAAUGUUUAAUUUCUAUACUCUACUAUUUUUCUGGGUCA